This is a messenger RNA of Austrofundulus limnaeus, 2080 nucleotides long. RefSeq names its product solute carrier family 9 member A1b (gene slc9a1b). The record is from RefSeq and is a predicted model, not a curated record. Gene Ontology annotation, biological process: potassium ion transmembrane transport; sodium ion import across plasma membrane; regulation of intracellular pH. Gene Ontology annotation, molecular function: sodium:proton antiporter activity; potassium:proton antiporter activity. Lineage: Eukaryota; Metazoa; Chordata; Actinopteri; Cyprinodontiformes; Rivulidae. Gene Ontology annotation, cellular component: plasma membrane.
GUCAAGAGUAGAAGCGUCAUGACGUCAUCGCGAACGAUCAAAUCUCGCGGGAAUGUGGUUAACGGUCAAUCUCGCCCUGACAUCUUCAGUUGUGUGUGCACAGCUGUGUCUGAGGCAGAACUUGACUGAAAGGUUCGGUUCUGGUCGUGUUCGUGUACCGACAGCUCCUGAAGAUGAGGAGGACGUCUGCUCUUCAUCAUUUCUGCGUCGUUUUAACAUGACGUAAAAAGUCUGCGCCUUCAUCCUGUCCUCCUCCUCUUCUUCAUCAGCUGCAGACCCGAGCCGGUCCAGUCCUCCGGGGGUCCAGCUGUAAGAUGGCCGGGCUCGGUUCGGCCCGGAUCAGACCCGCUCCCAGCUCCCUCUUCUUCUUCUUGGCUUUCUUCAUCCUCCUGGUCUUCCUCCCGUCCUGCUCCAGUCAGGAUGUUGGUCCAGAACACAACGAGACGUCCGGUCCGGACCGGUCCACGUCCCAGGGUUCGGAUCACCCGCACCACAACAAAAACAGGUCCACGACCCACAAGAAGACUUUCCCGGUCCUGGACCUGAACUUCGAUCACGUCCGGAAACCGUUCGAGAUCUCCCUGUGGAUCCUGCUGGCUCUGCUCAUGAAGCUGGGUUUUCACCUCAUCCCCAGAGUGUCCCAGGUGGUCCCAGAGAGCUGUCUGCUGAUCUUCGUGGGCCUACUGGUGGGCGGAGUCAUCAAAGCCAUGAAGGAGACGGCUCCCAUCCUGGACUCCAAGCUCUUCUUCCUGUACCUGCUGCCCCCCAUCAUCCUGGACGCCGGGUACUUCCUGCCCAUCCGGGCCUUCACGGAGAACCUGGGCACCAUCCUGGUGUUUGCGGUGGUGGGCACGCUGUGGAACGCCUUCUUCAUCGGGGGCAUGAUGUUCGCCGUGUGUCAGCUGGACGUGACGCCUCAGUUCAAGCAGGUGGACCUGCUGUCCUGCCUUCUGUUCGGGUCCAUCAUCUCCGCCGUGGACCCCGUGGCGGUCCUGGCCGUGUUCGAGGAGAUCCACAUCAACGAGCUGCUCUACAUCCUGGUGUUUGGAGAGUCGCUCCUGAAUGAUGCCGUCACCGUGGUUCUGUAUCACCUGUUCGAGGAGUUUUCUCACGCAGGAACCGUGUCCGUCGGUGACGCCUUCCUCGGCGUGGUCUCCUUCUUUGUGGUUUCGCUCGGGGGGAUCCUGGUGGGCGUGGUCUACGGCGUGUUGGGCGCCUUCACGUCUCGUUUCACCUCUCACUCACGGGUCAUCGAGCCUCUGUUCGUCUUCCUCUACAGCUACAUGGCCUACCUGUCUGCAGAGGUCUUCCACCUGUCGGGGAUCAUGUCCCUGAUCGCRUGCGGUGUGGUCAUGCGGCCGUACGUGGAGGCCAACAUCUCCCACAAGUCCUACACCACCAUCAAAUACUUCCUGAAGAUGUGGAGCAGCGUGAGCGAGACGCUCAUCUUCAUCUUCCUCGGGGUUUCCACGGUGGAGGGACCUCACAACUGGAACUGGAUCUUUGUGGUCUUCACCCUGGUCUUCUGCCUCGUGUCCAGAGUUCUGGGUGUUGUCGGUCUCACCUUCAUCAUUAAUAAGUUCCGCAUCGUGAAGCUGACCAAGAAGGACCAGUUCAUCGUGGCGUACGGCGGCCUGCGCGGCGCCAUCGCCUUCUCCCUGGGCUUCCUGCUGCCCGACAACGAGACGAAGCACAUGUUCCUCACCGCCAUCAUCACCGUCAUCUUCUUCACCGUCUUCGUUCAGGGAAUGACCAUCAGACCUCUGGUGGAGCUGCUGGCUGUGAAGAGGAAGAAGGAAACCAAACGGUCCAUUAACGAGGAGAUCCACACUCAGUUCCUGGAUCAUCUCCUGACGGGAAUCGAGGACAUCUGUGGACAUUAUGGACAUCACCACUGGAAGGAUAAGCUGAACCGCUUCAAUAAGACGUACGUGAAGAAGUGGCUGAUCGCAGGCGAGCGCUCCAACGAGCCGCAGCUCAUCUCCUUCUACAACAAGCUGGAGAGGAAGCAGGCCAUGAUGCUGGUGGAGAGCGGGAGCGCCGCACGCCUGCCGUCCCUCGUUUCCACCGCCUCCCUGCA